AUGGCAACGUCAUCACCUUCGGCGGAGGCCACCGCAGCCACGACCACGCCUCUCCAUAUGGCGACAACUACGGUAAAAGUAGACGGCAUGACCUGCGGCGCCUGCACAUCUGCCGUCGAAAACGCAUUCAAGGAUGUCCAGGGCGCUGGCGAGGUCUCGGUCAGUUUGGUUAUGGGCCGCGCCGUUGUUCACCAUGACCCGACUGCGUUGCCGCCUAGUAAAGUCGCCGAAUUGAUCGAAGAUAGAGGAUUCGACGCCGAGGUAUUAUCUACGGAUAUGCCUCAAACGACUGAUAAGAAGGACCAUGCGGGUGCACAGUCGUCCGUCACAACAAUUGCUAUAGAAGGGAUGACCUGUGGUGCUUGCACCUCCGCGGUCGAAGGGGGACUUAAGGAUGUCGCUGGUAUAUAUUCAGUCAACGUAUCGUUGUUGUCAGAACGCGCCGUUGUUGAGCAUGAUUCUACCGUUGUGACUGCAAGUCAAAUCGCCGACAUUAUCGAGGACCGGGGAUUUGGCGCAUCUGUUUUAGACACAAAAUCGGCCGAGCCUUCCGACAGCCCAUCGUCGAACAACACCACUCAAAUGAUGUCUACGACCGUCGCAAUAGAAGGCAUGACAUGCGGUGCAUGUACAUCAAGCGUCACAAAUGCAUUCAAUGACGUGGAGGGCUUAGUUCAAUUCGACAUUAGUCUGCUUGCCGAGCGCGCCGUCAUAGUACACGAUCCCGAGAUUUUAUCGUCGGAGAAGAUUGCUUCCAUGAUUGAGGAUGUGGGAUUUGACGCCCGUGUAUUGUCUUCUAUACCCCAUUUAGGCGUGUCUCAUAAGACAUCCAGGACUAUACGACUUACUCUAUACGGUCUGAAUGGCGCUGCGUCCGCAUCGUCACUAGAAGAAGUCCUAAAGCAGAAACCUGGAAUAUCCUCAAUCUCCAUUGAUAUCUUGACAUCUCGUGCAACCAUUAUACAUAAUCCCACGACAAUCGGGAUUCGAUCUGUGGUGGAAGCCAUCGAAGCGGCUGGAUAUAAUGCAUUACUGUCUGAUUUUGAAGAUAAUAAUGCCCAACUGGAAUCGCUUGCGAAGACCAAGGAAAUACAAGAAUGGAAGCGGGCCUUCCUGUUCUCUGCCUCCUUUGCAGUACCGGUGUUCCUCAUCACGAUGAUCUUCCCAAUGUACCUGAAGUUCCUGGAUUUUGGCCAAUUUUGCAUCUUUCCCGGUCUCUAUUUAGGUGAUCUUGUUGCCUUGGGUCUAACGGUUCCCGUUCAAUUCGGCAUCGGUAUGCGAUUUUACAAGAGCAGUUUCAAAUCGUUGAAGCAUCGAUCUCCUACCAUGGACGUUCUUGUCAUGCUAGGCACUUCUGCUGCUUUCUUCUUUAGCGUGUUUACGAUGCUCGUUGCGAUUUUCGGUAGCCAACACAACCGUCCAAGCACUGUUUUUGACACUAGUACUAUGUUGAUCACCUUCAUCACACUUGGUAGAUGGUUGGAGAACCGAGCAAAAGGUCAAACCUCAAAAGCACUUUCUCGACUAAUGUCGCUUGCACCUUCUAUGACUACCAUCUACGAAGACCCUAUAGCAGCGGAAAAGGCCGCCGAGGAAUGGAACGAAAAGAACACUGGCGCUGGCGCUGCAUCUCAGGCUGGACAGGGUGGUCUGAAAGCUGUGCCGACAGAGCUCCUUCAAGUCGGAGAUGUCGUACUUUUACGACCAGGCGACAAGGUCUCUGCGGAUGGAGUCGUCAUUCAAGGUGCAAGUCAUGUUGAUGAAAGUAUGAUUACGGGCGAGGCUCGGCCUAUUAAUAAGAAGAAAGGCGAUGCCGUCAUUGCUGGUACCGUCAACGGGGCUGGUUCCCUCGAGUUUAAGGUGACUCGUGCUGGAAGCGAUACCCAAUUGAGUCAAAUUGUGAAGCUGGUGCAAAACGCCCAAACGAGCCGUGCUCCGAUUCAGCGCAUGGCAGAUAUCGUCGCAGGAUACUUUGUCCCCAUCAUCAUUCUUCUCGGUCUGACGACGUUUGUGGCCUGGAUGAUUCUGAGUCACGUUUUGCCCCAUCCGCCAAAGAUUUUCAACAAGCCCGAGAAUGGCGGUAAAAUUAUGGUUUGCUUGAAACUGUGCAUCUCGGUCAUUGUCUUUGCAUGCCCCUGCGCCCUCGGUUUGAGUACCCCAACUGCCGUGAUGGUUGGAACUGGAGUUGGUGCGGAAAACGGUAUCCUGUUCAAAGGUGGCGCUGCUCUGGAAGCCGCCACGAAAGUCAACCACAUCGUCUUCGACAAGACUGGAACCUUGACGGAAGGUAAAAUGAGCGUCGCCGAAACCAAGUUGGAACCCACCUGGAUGUCGAAUGAUUGGCGCCGUAAGCUCUGGUGGCAGAUUGUUGGUCUCGCGGAAACCAACAGCGAGCACCCAGUGGCAAGGGCCAUUGUUGCAGCAGCGAAACAAGAGAUGGGUUUGAUGAGUGACGAUUCUUUGAAUGGAACGGUAGGCACCUUUGAUGCAACCGCUGGCAAAGGCAUUUCGGCUACUGUCGAACCGAUGUCAAGUGUAGAACGGACUCGGUACAGUGUUCUAAUGGGAAAUGCCAUAUUCCUCCGCUCCAACGGUGUGAAUGUUCCUGAGUCGGCAGAGAGUACGGUCAAUGACUCAGCUUCUCCUGAGCCGAAGAAGGACGACUUUGCAGGAUUUACACAAAUUCACGUUGCGAUUGAUGGACACUACACAGGUACUAUUUCAUUGCGAGACGCGCUCAAAUCGAGUGCUGUCGCAGUUGUUGCAGCGCUACAUAAGAUGGGAUACCAUGUUUCAAUCGUUACUGGUGAUACCUACCCUGCUGCGUUGGCAGUGGCACGCGCCCUUGGCAUUCCCAAAACCUCUGUCAAGGCAGGUGUUGUCCCCAGUGGAAAGAAAGAGAUUAUCGAAUCCUAUCAAGCUGCAGGCGACAAAGUGGCCAUGGUUGGCGAUGGAAUCAACGACUCCCCAGCCCUUGCAACUGCAUUAGUCGGCAUAGCCCUCGCUUCCGGAACCGAUGUCGCCAUGGAGGCCGCCGACGUGGUUCUCAUGCGAUCCGACGAUCUUCUCGCCGUUCCAGCAAGCUUAUCUCUAGCUCGCACAAUCUUUAACCGUAUCAAGUUGAAUCUGAUCUGGGCCUGUGUCUACAACAUAAUCGGCCUUCCUUUCGCCAUGGGAAUUUUCUUGCCAUUCGGCGGUGCUCCCUUACCGCCCAUGGCCGCCGGUGCUGCAAUGGCGGCAUCUAGUGUGUCCGUCGUGGGAAGUAGUCUUCUCCUCAAAUUCUGGAAACGACCUGGUUGGAUGAAAAUCGAUUUACUCGAGGAAGACGUCAAUGGUGGAUUUUCCAAGCCUCCUACUACAGAAUCUCAAUGGAAAUCAAGCCCAUUCAGUGCCACUGGUGACCACAGACGCGGAACCAUUUCUCGUCUACGUACACUGUUCACGAAAUUUGUCUUUGGCAAACAGUCCAAACAAGUCAGAGAGGAGGAAGGAUAUGUACCUCUGCAAACAGUUGAAGUUUAG
Messenger RNA from Talaromyces marneffei, 3522 nucleotides. RefSeq lists its product as uncharacterized. Bases 1 to 3522 code for a protein of 1173 amino acids. Gene Ontology annotation, cellular component: membrane. Lineage: Eukaryota; Fungi; Ascomycota; Eurotiomycetes; Eurotiales; Trichocomaceae. Gene Ontology annotation, biological process: monoatomic cation transport; copper ion homeostasis. The record is from RefSeq and is a predicted model, not a curated record. Gene Ontology annotation, molecular function: P-type divalent copper transporter activity; copper ion binding; ATP hydrolysis activity. The transcript has a single exon.